This is a messenger RNA of Cinara cedri, 9784 nucleotides long. The record is from the annotation of a GenBank genome assembly. NCBI's taxonomy places the organism in Eukaryota, Metazoa, Arthropoda, Insecta, Hemiptera, Aphididae.
CCUGUCAUCACAUUGUUCGUUUUUAAAAAAUUCAUACCACAUUAUUUUAUGUUACCUAUUUUUACUUUAAUUUUGUCAUAAAUAUCUCAAUCAUUUCAUCGUUAAGUUUAAAUCAUAGAUAAUUAUGAUUACAUAAGACAAUCAUGUAUACCUAUUCAUUAUGUAUAUUAAAUCAUUUUUCAAUCCAUAAAAUACCUCUUUUAUGUGCUUUAUUUAUCCUAAAAAAUAUAUUGAAAAAGUCUGUAUGUAAAAAGCAGGUAUUCAGAAGUCGAUAAAAUAUUCUUACAGUAUCGCUUACUAUAAAUGGAUUGGAUCAGGAUAUCAUCAAAACUAUUCUUUCUCUGUCCAUUUAGUCAAUUUGUUUGUACUUAUAAAUUGUGAUUCGAAUCUACUCAAUGGAACCUAGUUACAUAUAGAUUUUCAAUGUGAAAGCAAUAGAUAUAAGUAGAAUUUGUUAACAAAAUUUGCAGUUUUAGAACUUAUAUAUACAUACUUUUGCUUGAUAAUACUGCAUUGUCUCUGUUUUAUGGCUGCCGAUAAGACUUGUACUUAUUAUAUUAUUACACUGCAGGAUAUUCGAAAAUUAAUCGUGAUAAAACAAAAAUAUAUUUUCUUAAAAAGUUUCUUCUAAAUCAAUAGGCAAUCCAGUUCGGGUAAAAAAACAUUCAGAUUUUUAACAGGCGAUCCUAAAUUUUAAUCCGCACAAAAGUGACGGUACAACUGCGUACCCUCUAUUAGCCUUAGGCUAGUCGGGAAACGCAGCGAUUCAGGACAAGCCCUGGAUGCAUGACAAUACAUCAAAGCGCGGCCCCAGCAACCACUACCCAAUUUGCUUUGCUGUCUGCCAAUGGUUCAGCCGCUGUCAGGUGAGUAAACCUUGGCUUGUUUAACCACUACUUAACGGAAACACACAUGCCCAUCCGAAUCCAACUGCACGAUGCAUCAUGGCACAAGACCGCGGCCGAUACCAGGGCUCCGGAGACCAUCCGGACUACUUUUCAUAAAUGUCAAAAAUAGGACACAUUUUGACACCCAAAUACUGCAAAGCAGAUGAUCAGUCCGGAAAAAUUCAAACCGAAGGCAGCCAGGAGCCUUCCGAUACGCGUUUAUUAACAAACCUCCAUUGCCAGAGGUGAGUGGGCUAACCAAAGGUAUCCCACAAUGCGACCUGACGGCCAGAGCGUGAAAAGACCACCGAUAAGCCACGCGGAGAGGCGAGCCCGUAGUCUCGUUCUCUCACCGGAUACAACCUCAGUGGAGAAAUACCGACACUCGCCCGCCCAUUGACAAAUGUUCGUUUCACGUUGAGGGUAAAUCGAGGCCCGUGCACUCUAGCAAGAUCUGGGAGUAAAGUACUUCCUCCGGACUCUCCAGGAAACCACACAGAACCGACCAAGAAAUUAAUUCCAGCUGGAACCCUUGACUGUGGUUUCACUAGAUUCAGAUUUUAAAUAAUUAUUAAAAAAAUAUGAUAGUUAACAAAUAACAAUUAUUAUUUAUCAAUAUGAAGGUGACAAAAUGUAAAGUUAAAUGAUUAAUUCAAAGUAAAAAUUCAUCUAUUUGAAUUUUGAUAAAAACUUUUUUGAAGUAGUUCUUUAGCUGUUCAAUGUAAUAUUGUAGUUAUUUACAUUCGAAGCAAUUACAUUUGGAGCAAUUUAAUGCAAUGAAAUGCUAUUGCUUCGGCAGAGAAACAGAUGCUCGUACUAGUUGUCUUUCGUGGCAAUGGUGUCUUCCCGUUUUAUAUAUCUGUGAUUACGGUUGCUCUAUGGCCAAAACACGCCAUUGUUUUUAAUGAUAACGAUACUCUUAUCGUUAAACACCGUCAAUACUCAAUACAACAAAUUAUUAUUAUAGUUAUGAAGUGUAUUAACUUAGGAGAUUUUUGUGUAAAUAAUUGGUCUCUAGUCUUAAUUGAACACGUAUUUUUUUUUUCAACUAGCUUACCUUGUAAAAAUAAAUAAUGUCUUUAUACGAUGAUUUCGACGUGGUUAAACAAAAAUCAGAUGGCUGGUCUUCGGGUAUGAAGCUCUUUCAGUCACAAAUGCAGUUAAAAAAAGCUGCACAAACUCAGGUUUGUAUAUAUUUGAACUAAAAACACUAUUUGGUGUGUGUGUGUUAUGAGAAUUUGACAAUUCAAAAUUGAUAUUAAUAAUAUUCAUAUUAGUAGUUCGUGAAUAUAAAAUUGUAUAAUUAUACUUUGUAGGUAUUUUUUGAAAUUAUUAUUUGUAUAAAAUAGUUACCAAUCUAAGAUACAGGUAAUUUUGAAUUUAUAAAAUGCUAUAUAUAUUUUAGCCAAGAAGAGAAGCAACUCGUAAAACAACAUCGAUUUUGGCACCAGUGAUUGAUUUAAAAAAAAAAGAAGACGAUGAAUCAAUGUUUGAUCCAGGACUUGGUUUUACAAUUUUUCCCAUGGCCCGAGUAAGAUAAAAAAAAAUUUAAUAUCUAAAUAUUUGUAUAUAUAAACAUAUUAUAUCUACAGGUAAUCAUAAAUGUUAUGUUGAUUUCGUUUGUAUGAUUUUUGGAUAACUUGAAAUAAUUGUAUGUUUGUACUGUGUAUAUAAUAUUAAAAAAUAAAAAUAGUUAUAAAUUAUUUGGUGUUUGAACAAUUAUUACAAUUUUCAAUUUUAAAUAAUGUUUAUUAAAGUAUUUCUCUGUUCAGAGUUAUAUAAUAUUUGCAUUAUAUCCUACUUUCCCGUACAACAAUGAUCUAUCUCCAAAAUGCAAUGAAUUAAGACAGGCAAUUAUUAAUUAAAUACAAUAUUGAUUUAAUUUAAUUUAUCCCAUAAAAAAACAAGUUUAUAUAAUAAUAUAAUAUUUUAUUGCUACCUGGUACUAGUUAAUUAUUAAUAGAGCCCAGAUUUUGUAUAUUUUUAGAUAUUGUGACUAAGUGUAUGCAGUCUUAUGAGAGUUAAAAAUGUGGACAGUUUGUUCAAUACAGAAUUCACAUGGAAGUUUUUUUUUUCAUAUUUGAGAAUAUUUUAGAAAUUAGAUAAUAUUUAGCUAGAAAAAAUACCAAUUUAUUAUAAUUUUAAAUUAUUAAUAUUAAUUUUAAUGUACCUGAAAAAAAUAUUUUUCGAAAUUAAAAAUAAAAACAUAAUAUUAUAAAGCAUAUAUUGAUGUACAUUGAUUAUUUUUGAAUGUUCUUCUAAUUUUUAAGAGAUUAUAGGAGAAAAUAUUAGCAUCACACUUUAGGCGAAACCAUCCUUUUCGUUGUUAGACCAAUUGCUAAUGGAUCGAUUCGCCAUAACUAAUUUGCUACCAAUUGUUUUGCAGUUAGCCUUUUUGCUAAUGGACUUAUUCGCCGCCAGACUUAUUUUCUUAAAAGGAAUUAACACAUUUUUAAAAAAAGAGCUAAUACUGUAUGAUAGUUAUUUAAUUUAAAUUUGUACUUAACGAAAAACGAUUCCUAGUAAAAUUUGGUAAGACAAAUUUUGAAUUGCUGUAAUUUAAUCUCAAAACGCCUAUCAAAAUUUAAGCACUAAGCAUUCAACUUAAAUUUAUUUUUUAGACCACUAAGUAAAACUUAUAAUAAAUGAAAAGGUUAGCUGUGAAUAAGUCUGUCAACGAAAAGGCUAGCGGCAAAAUGGUCCGUUGGCAAAGUGUCUUAUAUCCUACUUUAGGUGUUUAAGGAAAAUUUAAAUCCGAACUUUAAUUAUUAACUACAUAAUCAAAAGAUAAUAAUUAUGUAAUUUCAUUAUUAUUUUCAAAACUGAUAUUAUUUAAAACACACUAGUGCAUAUAUUUAUGCAAUUAAUCAGUGAUGUAUGCAGGAUUUUCCAAUGGGGAAGGAGGACCUGUACAUAGGUAAAAUAAAAAUUAUAUAGAACAAUUUGUGCAAAAUAUUAAUUUAUAAGUUCUAUAAAGCUUUUUUUCAUGGAUAUUAUAUAAAAUACAUAAUUGUGUAAUGUAAUUAUUUGUACUUAGUUGAGUAAGUUAAUUUUGUAUUUAAAUUCUGAGCCUAGCAAAAAAUGUAUUGGUUUUAAAAUGUUUAUUAAUUUGUUUUUUUCUGUGGACAACUUAUCUUCCAGAAAUCUUGCUUCUAUUUUUAAUUAUAGCAUCUUUUUUUAAAAGGAAAUUCGACUGCAGAGGUACUUUAAGCAGCUAAUUUUUUAAUUUUACCAGGGGUUUUUCCAAUUUAUUGGAAAAACCGGAAAAAAACUGAAGAAUAAUUUAGGAAAAACAGAAAAAUAGGUACAAUAUUAAUCAAAUAUUAUUUGAUAACAUAUAAUUAUAUUUAAUGUAUAUUUAAUGAGAAUAACCUGGAAAAAUGAACGAAAUGUAUUAUUUUCAAAUCUUAAGUAUUAUGGCCUUUUAAAACAUGUAUAACAUGUAUUUUUUGUUAGCAAAGAUUAAUUAUUAUGUACAGCUUCCCAUUAAACUUUCUUCUAUAUCCUACCUUCCCAACUUCUUACCUAAAACAGUGACCCACCCAUGGUGCGAAGUAUGUCCAUCUUUUUAAAUUUUUAUUUUGCUAACUCUGUGGACAAGUCAAUAAAACCAAUUAUUAAAUCAUGUUAUGCAAUACAUUUUUUUUUUUUUAAUAGGAAGGGAAAAAACAACAACGUCCAUUGUUUCCACCUAUGGACUGGAAUUUUGAUGGCAAUGAAUAUGAUCCCAUGAUACCAAAUGAUUAUGAAAGAGUAGUUAGAGGUAAAUAUAAUUCUUAGAGUUUUAAUUUAAUUGAUUUAGUAUAGUAUAAAAGUUAGUUUUAUUGAUAGGAAUGAUGUAUUUUUUUAAAUUUUAUUUCUUGUUUUUUUAUAACGAUAUAUUAAUAUCUAUAGUAUCAUAAAAUUUAUGCAUAAAAAAUUAAUUGCUAAAGUUAUGAUUUUAGAUUUAAGGGAUAUUCGAGACAAAGAAAAAGAAAAAGAAGAUGAAGAAAGAAGAAAACGAAGAGAAGAACGUAAUAAAAAUAGAGAUCCGUAUGUAACAAAAUAACUAUUUCCCUUAAAUAAAAUUAGUAUGAAGUAUAUGCAUUUUUAUUUUAGUGGCUACAAUGUAAUUGAUACACCUGCUGGAGGUUUAACACCCAAUAUGGACGACAGACGAAAAACUGGAUUUACUGGAUUUGGUGGUCGUAAAGAUAGUGAUAGUGAAGAAGAAGAAUCAAAACCUAUGGCUAGAAUUCCUGGUGCUGCUAUUGCUCCACCACCGUCAUUGCAAGAAUCAUUUGUAUCGUCACCUGGACCACAACAAUCUUCGGGAGUUGGCAUGGGCAUGGGAGUUGCGGCUAAAAUAAUGGCUAAAUAUGGUUUUAAGGUAACUAAAUAUAUUAUUGUUAUUAUGUAUUGAGUUCUAAAUAAUUGAUGGAAAUCUUAUGAUAGGUAAGGUUAGUCUAAUAUGAAAACAAAAAAUAAAACUAACCCAACUAAGAAAUUAUUCACUCAAAAAUAUGCAGGGUGUCCCACGAUGAUCUGCCACUUGAAAUAACUUGUUCUAUUCAAUAUUUUUGAUAUAUAUAUUUUUUUUAAAUAAUUAGUCUGUCUCUGCGCUACAGUUUAUAUAUGAACCUUUUUUUUUUAGGAGUACUUAAAUUUUAUUAGGAAUAAUUUUUUUCUAAAUAAUUCAAAAUAACCAUUAUGUAAAAUAGAUUUUUAGAAAAUUGUUGGUGAAAGUAUGGUCAUUUAUUUUCUAUGGUGGAACUUAAGGAACAUUCUUUGAGGAACAGUUGCUUAACUAACUUAGUGCGUUCUCUCUGUUUUCGUUCUGUCCGUGAAAAUAAUGUUAUAUUACAAUAUUUUGUAAAAUUAUAUUCCCAUCUAAUUUAAGCACACAUCCAUUACAAUCAUGACUAAAGAUACAACCAUUUGUGAACCUAGGAUGUAAAGUGUAAUUAUUAUUUUUAUAGUGUUUUAAAAAAAAAAUAUUAAAAAUAUUUUUUCAUUAAAAUAGGUAUUCUUUUACUCGAAAAAUCAUGUUGUGUUUUAUGUUUUUUAUCUAUCUGUUCUUAUAAAGGUUUAAAAACCAGUACAUUUAAGGUACUAAAGAAAAUUCCUUUAAAGGUUGAAUGAGAGAAAGCUUUAGGUGUUACAUUAGGAAAAAAUUCUAGUAUACCAUAUUAAAAAUGAAGACAUUUUAUACACUUGGUUAUUUGAACAAGGAUCAGUAAAUAUACAGUAAUCAUUUUAUUGGUUUAUUAUUUUGUAUUGAUCACAGAAAAUUGUACUUUCUUUGGUUUUCUAAUAAUAAAGCAAAAUAUUCAAGAAAAAAUUUUAGAUUUGUUUAAACGCCCAAAGCUUUGUUUGAAUUAAGUCUGAAUUCCUCAAAAUUAUUUAUACAUCACCAGUAUUAAUAGAAAUUAUUGUUUUAAAUAAAAUAUAAUAAUUUAAUAUACAUAUUAAUUGUAUAAAUUUUGUACUUUAGUUUGUUAGUUGUGACUGAAGUUGUAGUCAUAAAUUGUAAUCAUUAAUGAUUUAAAAUUUCACAUUCACAAACAUUUUGUGAAUUGUGAAAGUGAUAUAAUAUAGUACAUAAAUAUUCCACUGUGAUUUACAGAAUUGUUUUAUCAUCCAAGUAAUAUUGUAGUCACAAUUUCAUAGGCCAUUGGGUAACCAGUACAUCUUUAAUUAUGCUAAUAACUAAUUAAAUAUUAUAGUAGAAUAACCACAAUAGGUAAUAUUCACAUUUUUAAAAACUUCAAAAAAUCUUAGAAAAUAAAAGACCAUGCUUCAAAAAAAGUUUUAACCACAAAAAAUGUAUUUUACAAAAUAGUUAUUUUGAAUUUUUUAUUUUUUAAGUUCCCGUCCCCUGAAAAAAAAAUGUUCACAUAUAAACUUCAACACCUCUCUAUACUAAUUAUUUAAAAUUUGUCCUAGGAUAAUGGGGACAGGUGCAGCCACUUUUGUAGUUGGGAAUUUGGGAACGUGGGAUAUAGAAAGGAAUUUAGCACAUAUCUUUAAGCAACGAUAAACCAUUACUAACGAAAAAACCAGUGCAGUUAAGUUUAUAGUGAUGCUUUAUCAACAAUAUAUAUGUCAUAUUAUGGUAAAAUAAUUAAAUAGGAAUUAUAUAUUUCCUUUAAUAAUAUUUGUUAAAUAUUAUACUGAUUUUAUAUUUUUUCCUCAGUUUUUUUCAAAUUUUCACUUUUGUUGAGACAACUCUUAAGAAAAUCGAAAAAUUACCUUCCUAAAGUACCAUCCUAGAAAAAAUUUCCUUUAAAAAGUGUCUUCACCAUAAAAAUUGGUGUAAGCUUUCACAUAAAAAAAAGAACAUCUUUGUACAACCAAUACAUUCUUUGCUACACACAAAAUCUAAAAAAAAAAAAUAUAUCAUAAAUAUUGAAUAGAAAAAGUUAUUUCAAGUGGCAUCUUUCCUAACCUAAUCAUCUUUGUGGACACCCUGUAUAUAUAUAUACAUAUGUUCUUUUUCUUUGUCUUUAUCCCAACUAUUUAACUUCUAACUCCACAUCGUCUUCAUGUAUAACCGCAGUCCUCAUAUUUUCAAAUGCAUCCAACCACCUGUUUCUUGUUUUUGUUUAUUUUCAUUACAAUUUUUACUGCUUUUGAUUCCUCUCUUUUCAAUACCAUGUUAUGGUACAUUAUAAUCUUAUUAUGAUAUUUUUAUUGAUAUAUUAAUUACUAUAGCAUGGAAUUAUAUAUAUGGAUUUAUUGCAUAUUUUAUUUUGCAUAUUUUUGAAUAUUUGACCAUAAUUAAAUAUUUAUUUCAUAUUUCAAUGAAAAUAUUAUGUUUCACAACAAAAAAAUCUGUCAGUCGUCACCAGGACGAUGCUCCGAUUUAAUUCCAGUGUUCAUUGAAGCUGACUGACAUUGUGCAGCUUUAAUAUAUAUUAUUUAUUUAUUAUGCACCAACUACUGAUGUUGAACAUCAAUAUUCAUUUUAAAUUUAUAAACAUUUAUUGACAAAUAGACAUCAUAGUUUCACCAAAGAAAAACUUGAAUAUCAUUUAGUAAUUAACUUUAAUAUUACAAAUAAUAAUUGAUUGAAUACUUUUUUAUAAUUAUUCUAUUUUAGUCAAUAAUAUUGACUAUAUUAUUAUUAAAUAUAUUAUCUUUUCUAAUUCUUCUUUAUACCUAGGGUACUAUAAUUUAUAAUUUUUUUUUACUUUAUGAUAUAUAGCAUAUUUUAAUACUUUUUAUUGCAUAUAAAUUUGAGCUCUAAUUAUGAUGUUCAAUGUUUGAGUUAUUAUUAAAAAUAACAAACAUUGAUAAAAUCUAUCCAAGUUGAUUCUUUCUUUUUCACAUUAAUAUUUAAUUUACAGACAUUGAAUAGGUUACAAAAUUCAUAAAUAUUCAUGAUGUAUUAUUAAAAUAAAUCUUAAGGAAAAUUUAUUUGUGAUUUUUUUUGCCUUAAAAAUGUUUUUAAUUCAAAAUUAUAUUAAUUAAUUUGUAUUUAGUAACAUAAGAAUAGAUAUAAUUAUAUUUAAUAUCUAGGAGGGACAAGGUUUGGGAAAGAAAGAACAAGGCAUCUCAGUAGCAUUACAAGUGGAAAAAACAAGCAAAAGAGGAGGUAGAAUUAUUCACGAAAAGCCGGGUGGUAAUAUUUCACCUCCUCCAUUGGUGCCUAUGGUACAAGAUGAUUUUGUAGCACCUGCUCCUCCACCUCCUAAACCAUUACAAAGUAUUACAGAAAUUAUGAAGGAACAAUCAAAGGUAAAAAAUUAAAACCGUUUUAUAUCAUCAAUAUUAACUUAAUUGAAAAAAACAACAAUAGGUAGUACUAUUACGAAAUAUGGUUGGACCGGGUGAAGUUGAUCAGGAUCUUGAACCUGAAGUAAAAGACGAAUGUAACACCAAAUAUGGGGAUGUUAACAGAGUAGUUAUUUAUGAAGUUCCAAAUGUAGAUCCUGAAGAAGCUGUACGCAUAUUUGUAGAAUUUAAACGUAUAGAAUCAGCAAUAAAAGGUGAAAUUAUUAUUAUACAUUUAAUUCUGAUAAUUCUUUAAACUAUAUUUAUUUAUUAUUUUAUAUUUUAUUACAGCUGUGGUAGACUUAAAUGGCAGAUUUUUUGGUGGUAGACAAGUAAAAGCUGGAUUUUAUAGCGCAGAGAAAUUAAACAGUUAUCAGCUGCUUGAUUAAAACAAAUUAGUUAAUAGAAAUAAUUUUUUUAUUGUACAAUUUUAAUUCAAUUUAAUUUGGAUUAAUUUUUUAAUUUUUUAUUAUACAAAAUAAAUUUAAUUUUCUUCGAAUGCAGUAAAAACUAUUUUAUUAUUAUAAUAGUAUUCUAGAGGGACCAGAUAAAAUAAUUUGUUUAAUCUAAUAUUUUCUAUAAAUGGUUUUUUUUUAAAUGUAUGUAUCAAUUUCAAUUUAACUUCCAAACAGACGAAGUAGAGAAUCCUCGAUUUUCUAAACAACAAUUUUCUGUUAAUUUGUAUUCUGCAAGCUUUGUUAGUUGACAUUCUGGUUUAAAGCAAUGUCUACCCGGAUCACCAAUAAGCACAAUCUUUCCGUGGUUAUGCAGUGUGUUUAGCCAUUUCCACAGUAACUCAGCUAUAUCUUUUGAAUAAAACAUAUCACCAACAAUAAUAACAUCCCAUUGUGAACAAUCAUCUGACAAAAUAUUCUUAGGUAAUACAUCAAUACAGAUGUUGUUUAAUUGAGCAUUUAAUUUAGCUGCUACACAUGCAACUGUUAAGACCGAUAAAAUAUAUUGUAUACAAUUAAAAUUUUAAUGUACAUUUUUUUUCAACAAUAAGCACCUGGGUCUAUGUCGUUAGCUGUAACUUGACUGGCACCUGCAAUAGCUGAUGCUAAAGCGCAUGCUGCACUACCGCUACCAACAUCCAAUACUUUUUUGUUAUUAACAUAUUGACGGUUAUCCAAUAUAAACCU